Messenger RNA from Musca vetustissima, 1106 nucleotides. Its product is annotated as cyclic AMP response element-binding protein A-like. Bases 47 to 1093 code for a protein of 348 amino acids. Gene Ontology annotation, molecular function: DNA-binding transcription factor activity, RNA polymerase II-specific; cAMP response element binding. The record is from RefSeq and is a predicted model, not a curated record. Lineage: Eukaryota; Metazoa; Arthropoda; Insecta; Diptera; Muscidae. The transcript has 4 exons. Gene Ontology annotation, biological process: regulation of transcription by RNA polymerase II.
AAAACAACAACAACAAUAUCUACCUCAAGAUGAGCUAAAUGCAGUCAUGGAUAAUGAUUGUGUAUCCAGUACAUCAUCGCGGGAUGGAAGUCAGUCACCAGAUAUAUGCUCCGACAUUGAGAUCGAUGAAUCCUGCAUUAAAAACGAGCCCAUGUCUCCCGACUCCAGUUGUCCUGGUAGUCCGGAGGCGAGUGACAUAGCCAACUGUAGCAAUACGAAUGGCGGCACCUUAAGUCUAACCAUGGCCAAUAUGGCUGCCUUCACAAAUUCAGAUCUCGUUUUUGAGCACAAGGAUGGUUGUUUGCAACUUACGCCGUCUUCCCAAAACUUGCUCAAGACACAGCAAAUUGUCAUCAGUCCCUCACAAAAUGUUAUAAUACCUAAAUUUACCAUAAAAUCUGAGGGGACAGCAUCCAGCAGCGGUACUUUCAUUACGUCUCCCUCGAUUGCCAAGUCAUAUGGUCUGCCCUUGACCCCACCGUCGUCCCUCUCCAGUGAUGGUUCGGAGGGUAAUCUCACACCUGAACACAUGCUUUCACCUCAGUCACCCACCUCAUCAGCUACAGCGAAGAUAGCGGCUUCGGUUAGUCAACCGACAAGUGGCAUUUUAACUGUUACGUCUAUACGACGAAAUACCAAUAGCUCUGCCUCGUCCACUACCUCCAAUUCCAGUUCCAAUGUAAGCAUGGGUCGACACACAAGUGGAGGUACUACCCGCCAACCAAUACACACACCACUGAUAAGCUCGCAACCGAAGGGUUCUACAGGAACUCUCUUGUUAACCGAAGAGGAAAAGCGUACCUUGUUGGCGGAAGGCUAUCCAAUACCACAGAAGCUACCACUAACCAAAGCCGAAGAAAAGUCUCUGAAGAAAAUUCGACGUAAAAUAAAAAAUAAGAUCUCCGCUCAGGAGAGCAGGCGCAAAAAGAAGGAAUAUAUGGACCAGUUAGAACGUAAAGUAGAGAUUUUAGUAAACGAAAACUCCGACUACAAAAGGCGUGUCAAAUCCCUGGAAGAUUCGAAUGCCGGCCUUCUUAAUCAAUUGCACAAACUGCAGGCUAUUGUAAACAAGCAUAACCUCAAAAAGUCUUAAAGACUUCCAUCCA